This is a messenger RNA of Topomyia yanbarensis, 5213 nucleotides long. Its product is annotated as hemicentin-1. The record is from RefSeq and is a predicted model, not a curated record. The transcript has 17 exons. The coding region runs from base 444 to 5111 and encodes 1555 amino acids. Lineage: Eukaryota; Metazoa; Arthropoda; Insecta; Diptera; Culicidae.
CUUUUCCCGAUCUCGGUGGUGGAAAAUACUGCUCCAUCCGACGGUCAGCCAGUCAGUCAGUGUCAGUUGGUCCCGCGGUGAACGUGCGGCAAAGUUGAAAGGUUCCUUCCGUUUACCAGAUUUAUUUCGUGGCACAGUGUGUUGUGUGGCUUCGCAGAAAUAACAAGAAGAAUAAGAAGAGAAAAAGUAGAAGAAAAUUUAGAGCAUGGUUUAGACGGAUCCGAGAGAUUAGCAAAAAGAAAAGCCAAAAAAAUCGCUAAAAGAAAUGAAUCAACGUUGCAGGAAUGUGAGUGAGUGAAAUCGAAGCCAAACCCGGUACCAAAGAGAGUAGUAGUAGAAGAAGAAGAAGAAGAAGAAGCAACACCGCACUCGUCAAACCAAAUGAAUUUAUAGAUGUAUUUUUUGUCUGUUACCAAAUAUUCGAAAAGUAAGAGUUAUUAGAUAUGAAUAGUAUUGUUAUUAUCAGUUUAUGGAUAUUAUUACUGUUUGACAAAGUUUUAUGUCAAGAUGAGUCGGUAUCAGUUUUAAGAAGCGAAAAGGUCGAACUGACAUGCCCGAUCGACAUAGCGACGUGCGGCGAGCUGCAUUCGCUCAAAUGGUUCCGCGGCCAGCACCGUAUCGCGGUCGUCUCCGGUGACGGCGAAGUGGCCAAGGUCGAGGGCGGCUACAAAGACCGACUGUAUCUGGCCCACGGGGCCCAGAGCAGUCGGCUCAUCUUUAAGAAUGUGGAAAUCUCCGACGAAGAUACAUAUCUGUGUGAAACCACUUUUUUAGAGCCCUCCGAGUUGUGUGAAAACUCCGGGGCGUAUAGUAUAGCACUCAAUGUUUACGCCGUUCCUUCUGUAAUAGCACUUCAGGAUGGCAGUAGGAAUAGUAUUAAGAACGGUUCUCACGUUGGACCAAUGCGGGAGGGUCAGGAUCUGCAAGUCGUUUGCGAAGUGUAUGGCGCCCGUCCAGUACCUGUGAUAAGUUGGCAUCGAUCGGGAGGUGUCGUAAGAGAUUCACAGAUUGUGGAGGAUCACAAGGGGCUCUUCACAGUCAAGUCGACGUUAUCACUCACCCUGUCGCGCCAGGAACUGGGGGCAACCUACAACUGUCGCGUCGAGAUGAAAGAGCUGCAGCUGGUUCUGGAUAAUCAUUUUCAUAUCGAUUUACAAGUGAGACCUACAAAGAUCAAUAUAUCUGGUGUCAAACAUCACACAGUGCAGGGUACCAAAGUGUUGCUACAGUGUCAGGUGAGUGGCGCUCGGCCCGCUGCCAACAUGACGUGGUACAACUCGUCCAAACUAAUAUCGGACGAAACGAACGAGAUCACCAGCAUCAGCACGAAAACGUAUCUACAAAAUGACGGCACGUUCGAGACCAUCAGUCAAAUGAUUUUCACUGCAACUCGCUUCGAGAACGGUGCAUCGAUGCGCUGCGAGGCGGACAACAUCGUGAUGCGUGAUGACGGAGAUCGGCCCCUGCACGAUACCCUGACGCUGGAGGUCAUGUAUCCCCCGGUGGUAUCGGUAAAGCCGGAAAACAUCACCGUCAACGAGACGCACGAUUUUCUCGUCUUCUGUGACUAUGAGGCCAAUCCCGCCUCGCUUGAAAGUGUCAAGUGGUUCCAGAACGAGCAGGAGAUUAAGCUCAACAGUGUCCGCCACGAGGGCGGUAAUCCAGAACAGACGGCCCUGCUCAUCAAGAACUCGACCCGGGACGACGUUGGCAACUAUACCUGCGAGCUAUCCAACUCCAUCGGGUCCGCGAAGUCCGAUAACGAGAUUUAUGUCGACGUACUGUACAAACCGAUUGUGGUUCUCAAAAUGGACCCCGAGAUCCCAGUAAUCGAGAACGACCAGGCCAACAUCACGCUGCUCUGCGACAUAGUAGGCGGUAAUCCGAUGAUCCUGACCAAAGUACGCUGGUUUUUGGACGGUGAAUUUCUGAAAGAACUUCCCGAGUGCGACGAUGACAGUCUUGGUGAUGAGAAUCUGUGCGAGGUGGACCCAACCAAGAUGCUGCUGCAAAAUGUGGGUCGUGAGUUCAUCGGUAACUAUUCCUGUGAGGGAUUCAACGUGGCCGGAUGGGGUGAUACUAGCGAGGAGCACCCACUGACUAUCUAUUAUGAGCCUGGGAAUGCAACGAUGAUACACUUUCCACAGAUUGCGAUCAAGAGAAAAAGUGUGACAUUCAACUGCUCAGUCGAAGAUCGAGGUAAUCCAGAAGCCACAAGAUUCCGUUGGUUACGAGGGGGAAAGCCUGUGAUGGAUGUUGUGACGCCAACCUGGACCGUCGAUCCAGUUGGGUUAGACUCGAGAACUACAUUCUCGUGUUUCGCCUACAAUGAUGGAGGCGAAGGCAAUGCGGCUGAAGUACGCCUGGAGGUCCACGCUCCUCCAGCCUUUGUUCAAAAAUUGCAUCCCUACACAGGAGCACUGUAUUCAACGUCGAACAUAUCACUCGCUUGCAAGGUGGAAUGUGUACCAUCAUGUACAAUCUCCUGGUUUAAGGAUGGUGUAGGAAUUGAAGAUAACGAUGAAAGAUAUUAUAUCACAAACAAUUAUCUAGGGGCUACGCCGGCCACCGGAGAUUUCGAAACUGCUUACUCAGUCCUGCAUUUCAACAUGUCCACCUGGCCGGAUGGCAUCCUGGACAGAAUACGAGAUAGCUCAAACUAUUCCUGCGUAUCAUCGAACAACUCAGCAGGCCCUGGAGUUCGUAGCACCACCUAUUUUGGCGUUGAAUAUCCCCCAGAAAACACAUCCCUAUCGAGUCCGGCCAUUUCGGUGGAGGAGGGAAAACUUCCACCGCGGAUUGUGUGUUCCUCGCGUGCCUACCCGGAACCGGCAUUCUACUGGACGCGCAACGGGGAAACCAUUGUGAAGGGAAGCUCGCUGAUUGUGAACAAUGUGAUGGAACGGUCCGACGCUGGCAUUUAUACCUGUACGGCUUUCAACAAGCACGGGAAUCAUUCCACGGAUGCCGUAAUCGAUAUACACUAUAAACCUACAUGCACCAUAGUCCGCAAGGAGGUGAACGACGAGGAUAUUCUGAUUUGCACUGCAACUGGUAGCCCGCGCGAGUCGGAGUUCGAGUGGAGUCUCAAGUACGAAAAUGACACGCUGCAGAACCAUAAGACGCGAGGCGAUGCCUACGAGAGCACCCUGGUGCUAGACAACGAUGUCUCGGCGAUGCGAACGUACAUUUGCGUAGCCAGCAAUAGCGUCGGACUGGGGACGCCAUGCGAAAUCGAGGUGGCAGGAUAUGUCGCCUGGUGGCUGAAGGGGGAUAUUCUAACACCGUACAUUCUGAUUGCGGCCGUUGCGGCAUUGUUGCUAGCGGUGAUACUGAUCUGCGUUAUCAUCAUCUGCAUUUGCCGCCGGAAGAGAAGACAGGACAAAUUUACUGGAGAAUCGUCGACUGCUGGAGGAUCCCAAAUAGAACCAGGCGAAUAUGAAAACCUUCCUUUCCACGGUCUCCAAACACCUCCUAAGAAGGUCAUGCUAGCCAAAAACAGUCUUGCUCCAGCAGCGAAAUGUCCUAACAAAUCGCUAACUCCGUCAUGUUUCCCGACUCAUCCAUACAAUUACAUCAACUACCAGCAACGUGACAGCAAUAACUCAACAAAACCAAGCUCUGGCCUGUCAUCCUAUAACACCAGCCAAUCCACUAUGAUCACUAACCAAAGCAAUAAGUCCUCACUAUCCAGCAACCAGGAAUCGUCGAACGCAACUAACAAUGUUAGCAGCUUUCAUAGUAAAACAGCCGACCGGAAAAAACCGAUCGGAGGUCAGCAUCAGCAGUUGCUGGACAACAGCGACACACUAUCGACUCACAGUUUUUCCUCGGGGAAGUCACUCAAACGGCCUGGCGGUCAAGGUGGUCCUGGACUUGGCGGCAGUGGGGAGAGUAAGAAGCUGAUAGAUCUGGAAACGGUUACACCGCUGUACGAAAAUCUAACCGACUCGAUCCAAAUCCACGAGUCCCCCAUGGAGAACCCGGGUGGGCCCGGAAUCGGCGGUAAGUUUACUAUCGACGGUCAGGAACGGUACAAGAUCAGUCUCCGGAAGCCUCGUAAAUCGGGCAGCCGGUCGAACAGUGCUGUAUCCAAUAGCUACUACGACUGUAUUAAACCGAUUCCAGCACCUCGUCACCGGAAGUACGCCUCCACCAAUUCGCUGCUGUCGAAGAACAUUCAGCUGUACAGCAACAAGCUGGAUCCCAUCUAUAUGAAUCUGCCGAUCAGCUCUGGCUACGAGACGGAUCCCAGGGGGAACGAUGAAAUCAACUCCGGCAGUGAGUGUCCCUCCACGCACGAUAACCACUACUUUGAGAUUACCCAGCAUCAGACGCGCAUCCUGAUACCGAAGGAGCUCUUCCCCGUAGAUAGAAACAAUCAAGCCAAGAUUAAUCAGCUAUUGAAAAAGAAUCUCGUUUCCUCGAAUAGACGUCACAUUAAACUGCCUUUACAAAAACAUCAUAGCUUUAAUUUCCAAUCCUCCCAAACGGUGGAAGCGACCGUGCGCGAUCUCAAGAUCAAAUCGCACUCGAUCAGCUCCAAGACGCUGCGAGACUAUCGAAACAGCAGUGCCACCAAUGGCCAAAGUAGCAGCAGCAGCAACAGUAACACUAGCAGCAAUUUUAUCAAUAGCAAUAGCAGCAACAGUAUCAGCAAGUUCCCAACUAGCUCUACCAAUCCGUUCAUCAGUGGUAGCACACUAACCAGCAGCAGUAGUCGACGCUCGAUCGCAGCAGCCCGGCAGCACACGACCCUGGCUACCGCUACUCUGGCUACGGUACGUCAACAUCCCAGCCAGUCGCAGAGCGAAGAGGACAGCAGUGCCAGCGAUCAGGAGCCGAAAAAUCGCAACCAAUCGCUGCAGCAUCAGCAACAACAACAACAACAUCACCAUCACCAUCAUCAUCAUUCUCAGCAUCAUCCAAAGCACUCACAAAAGCACCACACACUAGGAUCGGCGUCCACGAAAUCUGCAACAGUCUACAAGUAUGAAACUAACUCGAUAGCCUUUAAACCUAUCACUCCUGUGCCAACGAGUACUCCAGCAAUAACUAACUCUAAAUCGUCAGUUAAUGAUAUGUGUAAAGAUAAAUUUGCUAUUAAAUAAUUAAACUAAGAGCAAACGACAAAGCAGGCUAAUAGUAACAAACAAACAAAAAAACAGUAUACAGAAGAAGAACAAAAAAAACUAACUGAUUAGAAAACAAAA